GAUGCUCCUAGGACUAAAAAGUAGAGGUGUAAGUCGAUUUGGGUCAUUCGCGAACUCCAAUUAACGUCAAAUAACUCAAACAGUUUGGGAUAAGUAAAUAUUGUGCUCGGGUUUAUCAUCAUAACCUUCAUUGAAAAGAAAUGGCUGAGGCAAGCAUUGGCAGCAAAAGCAGCAGAUGGUCUUUACAGGGAAUGACAGCUCUCGUCACCGGUGGAUCCAAAGGAAUCGGAUAUGCUAUCGUGGAGGAGUUGGCACAGCUUGGAGCCACUGUGCACACUUGCGCUCGGAACGAAGCUGAACUCAAUGAAUCCUUAAAUGAAUGGAACACAAAAGGAUACAGAGUAACUGGUUCCGUCUGUGACGUGGCGUCUCGUGCAGAAAGACAAGACCUCAUUGCUAGAGUCUCCAAUGAGUUUAAUGGCAAACUCAAUAUCCUUGUAAACAACGUGGGAACAAACGUACCGAAACAUACCCUUGAUGUUACGGAGGAAGACUUCUCAUUUCUGAUAAAUACGAAUCUUGAAUCUGCUUACCACCUAAGCCAGCUUGCACAUCCUCUCCUGAAAGCUUCAGAGGCUGCAAACAUCAUUUUUAUAUCCUCCAUUGCUGGUGUGCUAUCAAUAGGAGUAGGAUCCACUUAUGGUGCAACAAAAGGAGCAAUGAACCAACUGACUAAAAAUUUGGCAUGUGAGUGGGCCAAAGACAAUAUAAGGACUAAUUGCGUUGCACCAGGGCCAAUCAAAACCCCUCUCGGUGACAAGCAUUUUAAAAAUGAAAAACUUCUUAAUGCUUUCAUUUCGCAAACCCCCCUUGGACGGAUUGGAGAAGCAGAGGAAGUGUCUUCAUUGGUGGCAUUCCUCUGCUUACCUGCAGCCUCUUACAUAACAGGACAGACCAUUUGUGUUGAUGGUGGAUUAACAGUGAAUGGUCUCUAUAUAAAUUAGAGAAGUACUACCAACACACUCUCUAACACACUUCUCUUGACACAUAUUCUACCAUAAGUUACAAAUAAUAAAAAAUUACAAAAUCAUGAAAAUAAGAUCUAGGACCCAUAUAUUUUUGUGAUAUCUAAAAAAUUUCAAACAAUAAAAAAAAUGUAUUGAAAAGAGUGUAUAAGAUAAUGUGUUGUUAGCAUUUUUAUAUAAACUAUGUUAAGAGCAAGGUCUGAUGCAUACGUUGCUAGUUUUUAUAUUACUAUUGAGAAUAAAUAGCUGAAAGUCCCUUGGUUCAAUCUAUAUCAUUUGGGAGGGGGAAUUUGUUGGGAAUAAAUUUGUAUGUCCACGAUCCAAUCAUCAUGUAAUCAAUUUUAAUUUUAAUAAUAAAGUAUUAUUUUAUUUUCAUUGUCA
Messenger RNA from Glycine soja, 1346 nucleotides. RefSeq names its product tropinone reductase-like. The transcript has 6 exons. The record is from RefSeq and is a predicted model, not a curated record. Bases 141 to 944 code for a protein of 267 amino acids. Gene Ontology annotation, molecular function: oxidoreductase activity. NCBI's taxonomy places the organism in Eukaryota, Viridiplantae, Streptophyta, Magnoliopsida, Fabales, Fabaceae.